AUGAUUUGUUCAGCAGACACACUAGAUGAAGAAUUACGCUUCAUCCGUCAAACGCUUCGAGACAAUGGUUAUUUGGAAACGUUUACUGACAAGAAUAUUCUACUCUCUCCGGAAAAGGAAUGUCACCAACUGCGAUGGUUAAGUCAAGGAAAGACCGGCUGUAUCUCAAGUGUGAUCGUGGGUCAUCUCGUAGACAUCAGACAUCAGAUCAAACCGGAGAAAGCUUUCGAUGCUGUUUAUCGCUUCCCUCCCAAUCGAUCGAAGGAGGCCCGAAUUUGA
Messenger RNA from Echinostoma caproni, 279 nucleotides. The record is from the annotation of a GenBank genome assembly. NCBI's taxonomy places the organism in Eukaryota, Metazoa, Platyhelminthes, Trematoda, Plagiorchiida, Echinostomatidae.